Messenger RNA from Erinaceus europaeus (western European hedgehog), 1265 nucleotides. RefSeq names its product V-set pre-B cell surrogate light chain 3 (gene VPREB3). NCBI's taxonomy places the organism in Eukaryota, Metazoa, Chordata, Mammalia, Eulipotyphla, Erinaceidae. Gene Ontology annotation, biological process: immune response; immunoglobulin production. The transcript is spliced from 2 exons. Bases 765 to 1124 code for a protein of 119 amino acids. The record is from RefSeq and is a predicted model, not a curated record.
UCCCAUUCUUGGGGUCUGUCCAGCAGUCAGGCUGGUGCACCAAAAGACAUGGACAGGAAUGUUCACAUCAGCUCUCUUUGUCAUAUCUAUAGUCUGGAAAGCACCCAAGUGUCAGUAGCAGAACAGAUAAAAUAAUUAUGGGCUUAUCCACACAAUGGAUUACAUGCUACUAUGACAAUGGAUUAAACAUUGCUGCAUAUGCUGGCAGCCAUACUUUUGUUAGGCCAAAGAAACAGGAACAAAAGAUACAUUAUCAUUCCAUUUCUAUUUGAAGUUCUAGAUCAGGGAAAACCAGUCUAAGGUGCUGGACAUCAGAAUGCUUUAGGGGGAGGGAGGACAUGGGGAGGUACAGGAGGGGGUCUUCUGGAGAGAUGGAAAUAUUCUAUACCUUGAUCUGAGUGGAGAUUGUGGGAAUAUAGAUUCUGUACACAGUCAUCAAACCAACCACUAGAGAUUUGUACACUUAACAGUAUGGGAGUUACACUUCAAUAAUUAAAAAAAAAAAAAAAGUAGCUCCCUAUUUCAGCCCAUGUGUGGAUUUCCAGGCUCCUAUUCUCAGAAGAUCCUGUGUGGUCAGGACUCUGAUGCUUAAAAAGAUAGGGCCAAGCUGUUGAAUCCCAGCCAUUGCUCUCCCCUACCCCCCAUUCCCUCAAUGGGUUGAUUUGCAUGUCUUGUUGUGGUCCAGUGACCUCCCCCACCACGUGCCUUGAGCACCUGAGGCUCUGCCCAACAAAACCACUCUCCAUACUUUCUUGCUGCUAGUCAUGACCCACUGGUGCCUGGUCCUCCUUCUGACUGAGGUCCUCCUGGCAGCCUCUCAGUCAACCCCGUCCCAGCCAGAUGCACUGCUGGUCUUCCCAGGCCAAGUGGCCCAACUCUCCUGCACAUUGAGCCCUGGUCAUGCCACCGUCGGGGACUAUGGAGUGUCUUGGUACCAGCAGCGGGCUGGCAGCGCUCCUCGUUACCUCUUCUACUAUCGUUCAGAGGAGGAUCACCACCGGCCCCCUGAUACUCCUGAUCGAUUCUCAGCAGCCACGGACACAGCCCACAACGCCUGCAUCUUGACCAUCAGCCCAGUGCAGCCAGAGGAUGAUGCUGAUUAUUACUGCUCUGUGGCCUACUAGCCUAGGGAUAGAGUGCCAGAUGAAUGCUUCCAGUCUGCUUUCCACUUUUGCUCCUAUUUUCGGCUCCACUUUCUCUGAGCCUUGAUUUUUCUGCUCUGUAAAAUGGCUAAUAAUAUUAAAAUGCCAAUAAAAUCCAUUAAA